GCUUUUUAAAAGGACCGCCACACAUUUACAUUUAGCUCAAUUACAGAUGCUUUUAUCCAAAGUGACUUACAAUUGAACUGCACAGAUGGGCCCCCCCCCAAAAGUGGCAACUAGGCCAAGAUUUGAACUCACAACCUUCCAGUCAGCUGUCCAGAGCCUUAGCUCUGGACAGCCACAGCUGCUUUGAAUUGUAUGUCAAUUCCCUUAUGGUAUUAAUAUUGCAACAGUCAUUUUGUAUCAUCUGUACUACUUCAUAGCAGCUAGGUGAAGUUACGUAGCUUAUUUUGUUGAGGGAAGGAUGUGAGUAUUCAGCCCUUAGAUAAAAUAGCAAACCACACAUCAUUAGUCAGAUUCAGAUUUCAGAUGGAAAUCUGUCAUUUUUAAGAAGAGAAUGUUUCCAUAAUUACAUUUUGUUGGUUCAGGCAUACAUGACCUGGACUUACAGUACAUGGACUGAAACUCUAUAGAGCGUGUGUUUAAAAAAAUUCUAAGCCGUGCACGAACAUAUAAAUAUAUAGUAAGCUUAUAUAAGCCUAUUGAAGCAAUAACAAAUGCUUUGGCAGAUGAGUUUCUCACAAAAGGUUCAUGUUGUACAAACAGUAGUCUACUGGACUGGACUGUUGUGUAGAUUGCCAUAAGAAAAGCGAAAGCAUAGCCUGUGUCACACUCUGAUAAACAUAGGUGUCCUAUGUUGCUGUUUUACAUUUGUCUUGAUAAACUGGCAAACUGCUUUAUUAGCCAGUAGCUGGCCCUAACUAAGAGCAAUGUAGCGUGUGGUUUAAUUCAUAUAGUGCCAAACCAGAGUGUAAAAACAGCUAGGACUGUCUGGGGUUAGCAUCUUAUUUAAAAUAGAGUAGGAUGUCAACAGCUGGGCUCAUACUGUUGACACUAUGAGUAAUGUGAGAUUUAAAACUCAAAAUAUAUAAAUGUGCGGACUGUCUUGAUUCUACUGUGAUAGAAUUACACACGGAACGUUGUAAGUUCGAUUAUAUUAUCAUCACCCAUUAACAUAGUCUAAAUAGUUUAAGCCUGAAUUAACACAUCUACAUAUAACUAAGCUUAAAGCAUUCAUUGUUAGGGGUUCUAGCGUGUAGCACUACAACCCUAUUGUAAUUGUUAAGAUUUUUAUUAUUAUUAUUCCACCAUAAAACUGAUCGGGCAGACCAAUCCGUAAGGCCUAGAGACUUGAAACCUGGUCAGAUGGUAGUAGUAUUGCUCGCUACUCAGAAACACCGUUACUUGACUGGCUAUAAUUCUGGACCGGAAUGAGAUAUUUUCACCAAAUUUGGGAUACUUAUAUAAGGGCUCAAUCUGAGGACAGAUCUAAAAAAAAUUACUGAGUGUGACCAAUUGGUGGCGCUAUAACAGAAAAAAACAUGAAAUUGGUGCAAAAUAUGGAACCAUUGGUCCAAUAGACUUGAUGAAUAAAUCUUGCAAGAAUUGUGCUUGUCCAAGGUCCAAUCAGCGUAUGUGAGGACAAUUGUAAAUCUCGGAAAACUCGGCCCCAUUGGUCAAUGUUCGGCAGCUAUUAGACAAGCUUAAUGAAUGCCGCUAUUUCUUAAAAUUAUCUUGGUUUUUUCUUUGAUGUAUGUGCUUAUAGUAUUGCAAAAUAUUAAAUAAUAUCUUUAAACAUCUUUAAGGGCCCUAAACGGCUUGAACCCCAAUAACUGCUGCUUGCAGCUAUAUUUAUUAUUUAUUUUUUACAAAUGCACAUAUAAACACAAUAAUUACAUAAAAAUGGAGUUUGAUGUGUUUUUUAAUCUAGUAGAUCCUCAUGAGAUAAAGGCAUAAAACACCAGGGUGCAUAGAAAACAUGUCGAUAACAGGUGGUUUUGUACUGCAGUGUAUUUUGCUAGUGUUUUGAUGUAGUUUAGGUGUUGACAUGACCUAUAGUACUGUACUCAAACCGGGUUCUGGGCUCUUUAUGUGUAAAAACAACUAUUAAAAGGAAACACUGUAAAAACUAGUAUGUAUUAUUUUCAGAAAUGGUACUUUAAUAAAUAAAUACAACUUUACAUUUCAAAACUGAAGACAAUUUCCAAGACCACAGUCAUGCUGUGAAGGAAUUUUUUUAUUUUUAUUUUUUUAUUAUUAUUAAUUUUUUAAUCUUAGGAGUACUUGGAGACUGAGGUAGUGUAUGUUUGAACAUUUUGCUCCAACCGUCUCCAGAAUGAUUAGCUAAACGUAGCUUAUAUGUUGUGCAUUAUUUACAAAUAGUUAUAGCUUGGAAACAACAGCUGGCGCUGCUCCUGAUUGGAUGGUGAGAGUGUCAGGCUGCGCGUGCCUCCGCUGUCAUUGGUGCGGCUGAAGUUGAGAGCAGCUUGCUCGUGCUGAAGUAGGAAGAGGACAGCGGGCAGCCAGCUAGCGUCCAUACCACACACACACAUCAGCCCUCUGCCUGGCCUUUUAAACAUAAACCAGAACAAAAAAACAACAUCUCCUUCGGUGUUCAGCAGGAUUGGGUCUUUAAAUAUUCUCUUGGAAAGCAUGUGAUGAGCCAAGCUAAGAAAAAGGUCUCCCUCAACCAGAGCUGUGGCAAGGGCUGUAACCAUGUAGAUUGUUGUCCCCAUGGUAAAACCAUGGGUAGAGCUUGGCCUGAGCAUUGUCUGAAGGAGGCCAAGGCACUAAAGCAUACAACCAGUAGAGACAAGCAAAAGAGACGACAGCGCAUGGAAGGAUGGCUCCAUGAUGUUUGUAAGACAGGAGCCCAGUUAAAAAAGGUCAGGACUCUGAAGGUCGGGGCCAAAAAAGGCAAGGCAAAAGUGUCCAAGAAAUUGAGGGAAGAGCGGAAUAGGAAGCUUUACCCACUACGACGGAGAAGUAACAAAUCAAAAGACGAGGCCUUAAGUUGCCAUGUUCUGCUCACCCGCCUGGAGGGGAAUGCCUUUGAACAGGACAGUGAACUGCAGGAGGAGGAGGCAAAUGCAAUUUCAAAAAGAAGUCGGCAAAAAAAGAGACGCAAACCCAACCAAAAGCUAGUAAACACCAAUAAAUCAUUACAUAUACCACCUAAAACUAAAUACGAAGCAAGUACUAAUACAAUUGUAGCUCAGGAGCCCCGUAAACGCCGGCUUGCCUCUCUUAACGCCGAAGCUGUCAACAGCCUGCUGCUGGAGAAAACAGAUGUACCGCUAAGCAGCAAACUCCCUAAGAAACAGCGCCAUGAGACAGCACCUGUUUUUAAUGAAGCAGAUGAUGCAAAUAUUUGCUCCCUGUCAAAAACUGCUGCUCAAGCCCACAAGACUGAAAUGUGCCAAAACCACAAGAAGGCCAAGAAGAGCAAGUCAGAGGAAAAAGACGACAGCGAUCUUACACUGAGUCUGUACACUCCUACUCCUAGACGCCUCGCCGGACUCAAUGCUGCUGCUCUGCUGAAGCUCACAAGCUCCACUACGGGAAGUAAGCAGCGAGUAAAGACGGACAAUAAAGGUAUUUGUGCUGCAGGGAAGCAGACCGCAUGCUGUAAAUCCCAGGCGCAGCUGCCUAAAAAACAACGACUCAAACAGGCUUUACCUCAGGGUGGUGGUGCACCAUGUAAGAGCAAGGGAAGUGAGUCUAAACUGAAGUGGGAAGGACCUGCUGACUGUCACUGCUUAGCCAAACCAGGGUAUCAUUCUCAUGGCUUGAUGGGAUAUCCCAUUAAAAUGGUCAAAGAAGAGCAGGUGGAAACUGAGCUUGGUCCAUGCUACUGCUGUUCUACAGAAGGCUCAGUGGAAUACUGUCUGGCCCACCCAGCCCUCACCCUCAGUGCCCACCCAUGCCUGUGUGCAGACCCCUGCUACUCUAGUUACUAUGUUCACUUUGCAAAUCAUGGGCCUCGUUCAGUUUGUGUAAGUACGCAGCCACUACCUUGCGCACACAGCUCCAUGUGUCCCAGCAGGGUCCCUGCGUCAAAGCUGCUGUCCUCCUCUGUCUCCCACGCCUCAGGAAUCUCACACCCUGCCUUCUGCAGUUCAGUGCGCCCUCCGUGCUGUAGUGAGAGCUGCAGAGUUGGCAGUUACACUUUCAGCGCUAUGCAGCCUGUCACCAGCAGGGCGUGCUCUUAUGCUACAGGCUGCUCCAGCUGUAGCCAUCCAAUCAAAACAGAAGGCUACUCUUCACCUCAAGGGGAUCAAAGUUCCUCUCUGCUCGUUCCACCAGCCCUGCCCCUUUCUGGCUGUCCGUUGCCUAGACUAAACCCAUCCUCCACGGUUCUGCCACGUCUCCUGUCCACUCUUUCAGACAACAGACAGACAGAGGUCAGGCUUCAAGGGCCAAGAGAAUGCCCUCAAAACACCAAAACACCCAAUGGCUCUAUUGGUGCAAGACCUACAAAACUGUCUCAGAAACAGCCAGCGCCCUGCCCAGCAAGUGCCAAACAACAGAAAAAAGUACAUCGCCACCGCACCACAAACGGCUGGCGCCCUUUUGGAGAACCCACAGAGAAAGAAGUCUUUAUCGCGGGGGAGGACAUGACAGCACUGCGACAGUGUUACGAAGGAGUAGAACGAGAUGGAGAGGUGAUUCGGGUCAGAGACACGGUGCUGUUGCGCUCCGGACCACGAAAGAAAUCCUUACCCUAUGUGGCGAAGAUAUCAGCUUUGUGGGAUGACCCUAAGACAGGAGAGCUGAUGAUGAGCCUGUUCUGGUACUAUCGACCAGAACACACACAGGGAGGAAGAGAUCCCAGCAUGCACUGUGAGAAUGAAAUAUUCGCCUCUCGGCAUCAAGAUGAAAACAGCGUGGCCUGUAUUGAGGACAGAUGCUAUGUUUUACCUUUAGCACAGUACUGUAGAUUUUGUGCCUUGGUAAAGCGCCGCUCAGAGGGUGUGCCCGACAGCGUUCCCAUGGUGCCCCGGCCCUCUGACAGUGCUGUCCCCACUCACCGACUUGUGCCCGAUGACGUUGAUCCUGAACUGGUUUACCUAUGCCGCCAUGUCUACGACUUUCGCUUCGGCCGGAUACUGAAGAACCUGCAGUAAGGGUGCGAGCCUGCGUGCAGCGUGUGCACACACACCUGCCCCUCGUUAAUGAUGGAAAGCCUUCAUACUAAAAAGAUCCCUGUGCAACCUACUGGCCUUUUUGUUCUGAAAAUCCUGAUUUUAUUGUUGAAAACAUAAAUGAUCAGUUUUCGUUAUUCUUCGCUCAGGAGGGUAGACCUCAGGGAGGUCUGGGGCUGUUGGACAAGGUUUAUUUUGAAACUGUCUCCACAUUCCCAGAGUGGCAGCGUCUAAUCUAAAGCGAGUGCUGUAGAAGAACGAAAAUGACAGCUUUAUUGAGUUCUUGAUUAGAUUUUUGGAAAUUCUCUGUAGAAAUGUGGUUUUUAUUUGCCCUCCCAUUUAAACGUUGGAAGGGGUUCUAUAUUUCUCUUUGGCGAUUCGUCUUGUACACUGGACCAUGACACUAGCAGGGGAAAUUAGACGAAGCUGCCAUUUCAGAUUCAGAGUGUAAUCAAAUGCAAUUUCUUCAAAGUGUUGCUGAAAUCGGCUCAAACAGAGUCCUUAAGAUAAUCUAGCGCUCCUGUUUAGGAGAGUCGGAGUAUUUGGAUGAAAAAGAAAGAGGGGGGAAAAAAACGACAAAGUAGACAGACAUUCUUGUUUGUGUUGGGGCAAAUGCUUUCUGUUCCUUUCUUUAUGUGGGACUAAGUGUAGAAAAUUGUAUCAUUUCAUUGAAUGGGCAAAGUGACUCUUCAGUCCUCCGAUGAAAUGUCUGCAAGAGUAGACGCUUGUCUUUUUCGUUCUUCUCACGUUUUGUUUCAUCACGUGCAGGCCACUCUGUAACGUUCGUCCUUUUCGUUCUUCUCAUGUCUUGCUUUACGACAUGCCGGUCACUCGGUUGGCAGCUAGUUUUGACCGAAACCUACAAGAAUUGAACUAUACUAAAACCAAAGGUCAGCUCAGUGCUAAUCUCUGUUCUCACUAACUAAGCCCCCGAAGAUCUGUGCCCUAGAACUCCACAGGUAGGAGAAGCUGACGCUUGUUUUUUUUCAAGUCAAGAUGUUUGAUCAUGUAUCGAGUAGAGAUUCCUAAGACUUGCUAUUAAUUUAUUUGACACAUUGAUUUGAUUAAAAUCCUGCAUGUGUCCAUUUUCCCUUGCGUCUAGUCACCCUAGUGAAAUUGCACUAAUCCCAUUCCUUGAUUUUCUUUCUCCCUCUGCCAUCAAUUCAAUUUUACAUUUAGGUCUUCCUUUCUGAUUCUGUCACCGCCGUUCAUGGCAGUGAUUGGUUCAGCAAGGAAGUGCACAGGAACGCAAAGGAUGUCUUUUUAUAGAAUUUUUUUAAUUUAUAGCACAACAAAAGAAUAAGCAAAUAGCUAAUUCUAACAAAAGGAAAGUCAUACUAUUUUGGCAGUUCUUUUUGUUAAGUUAAAAGUCCUCUUGUUAACGUACACGUGUGACGUACCGAUCUAAAUUCAGCUUUUACACCUGUUAAUAAUUUGCUAUCUCUGAAUCAGAGUGAAACCGAUACCGUCGGUUUCACUUGCGAUCUGUUUUGGUUUGCGUUCCCACUACACAAUUAAACAAACCAAAAAGCUUGUGCGAUAUUGAUUUAACCUUGAUCACGAUUUUCCUUUUAAAAAUGCAACCCAUUGACUUAGAAAAGACAAGAAAACGUGCAUUUCCAUCCUCGCUGGUCGAAGAAUAGUUUAGGUAUAACGAUAUAACCAGCUGUGCAAUCGUGAAAACUCGGGUGGACGGUGGAUUUUUGUGUGAUUCUGCAGUAACACACAGUAAAUAGUUACAAAAAAAGAAAAAGCCAUAACAGUACAUUGGGAUAUAAUCCUUUAACAAAUCGGUUGUCUAACGUUCAUGUGGCAAACAUUAUCCCUGUUAAUGCUGCUCAGUGCUCUAAUUUAAUAACCUGCUAUUUGACACUUCGUUGAAGGCCUAUAUAAUGUUUUUGGGUCAAAAUCUUCGGUUGUUUGCAUUUCAGCCAAAACCUUUCAGUGGCAAUUUUUAAUAAAUAUAGUAAACAGAUGUCAAAUAUAUACUCAUCUAACGUUAAUAAUGAGGAAGGGGGCCACAAGUCAUUCCAGAUGAAAACCUCAAUUGACUCGUCUCCCGUUUUAUUGGGGAGAAAACACGUACUAGUGUUUCUUUUCCUGCUUAUGGAAGCCUCUGUUUGCUGAGAGCUCGAAGGUUAGAGCACAUUAAACUUCUGCCACUCUGGGGGAAUUUUCAUAUCCUGGGUUUUUCUCUUUAUAAUGACAAGUCAGGAGAGAGUGUGGCAAUAUUCCAGUUUUACUUCCACAAGAAAAAUAUGCCAACUUGGAAAAGAAAAAAAAACUGCCAUCACACACACUCACAGCCCUAACCCCCACCCCAAACUACGAUACCCACAAUGCAGUGCAUCUAAACGUGAACCUUUUACUGUCUAACACUAGCAUACGGCAAUGUUUUUGUGGAGCUCCUAUGCAAAAUGAGUAAUGGCUGUCAGGUCUGGUAAUAUAAUAUAAUGCGUCUUGGUGAUGUAAUGUCCUGUAGGGAUGAUAUCACACAAGCCAGCUGAAAAGUGUGUAAGGCUGAAAACGCUUUCAUUCACUAGUCUGAAAUAUGGCGAUUUAAAUAAAAGUGCAUAGUUACCACAGGAAUCCUUCACACACAAAAAGCGCUAAAUAAAUGAUUAGGUAAUUAUAUAAAUAAAUAGUUUCAAACGUUUUGCCUAUCACAUUAAGCAGUUAUUUUUCCUUUUUAUUUGUCAGUGCAAACAUCCAGAACACAUGGCAUUUCUGCAGUGCUACAGCUCUAAACGCCGCGUGUGUGAACGCACUCUGCUCCACUAUCCGUUGAAGCCUUUAUUGUCCUCUAAACCUGAAUUCUAAUGACUAUGUGAAUCUAAUUGUGUUGGUUGAAUCAGGGCCUAUGUGCUUAGAGAGAAAUCUCUUCUUGUAUCUAAACAGUAGUGACCUCUAAGCUUUUGAACAAAAAUGAGUAAUGAUUAGCACUUUUUAGAUUAGCUAACGCUAGUUUAUUUGAAGUAGUUGUCAGUGUUUGAGCUUAAGAUUAGGAAUGCUUUUGGUUUGCAUUUUUAAUGCUUUACCCAUAAACCAUAUCCAUUAUCAUAUAUGAAUUAUUGACAUGUUGAACUGUUGUACAGUGGGAUCAGAAUUUCUUCAGUAAGGUAGCUUAGAUGGCUUUCCAGCAUUAUUAUUAUUAUAUAUAUAUAUAUAUAUAUCUAUAUUAUAUAUAAGUGUAUGUUCAAUGUGUGUGAAAUACCCUGAAGCUGUUUUAUUCCAUUGUAUCAUUGGCACAGAUUUUGCUGCAAUUAUACCUUGAUCAGCAGGUCUUCUUUAAAACAAAAAUAGAUAUAAUAAUGAUAUUGUGGUUAAAAUGAAAUGAGGUUUUUUUUUUGAUCCCACAUUCGUUUAAAAAAAGGGAAAAAAGAAAGAAAGAAAAAAAAAGUUUCUGUUUUUCAAUUUCUCCUGCAAACAUGAGAUAUUUUAUUAAGGCUAUUUCUAAAGGUAGAAUAUGCAAUAUAUUUUUGGGACUAUUUUUGAGGAAUCUAUUUAAAUCAAAUUACUUCUAUUGUUUUAACCGAUUUAACAAUCGUUUUGAUGUGAACUAUAAAUUGAAAAUAACCAAAUAGGCAUACGCUAAAACAUGGGCAGUUGUUCCAUUUUUGUUUUUUGGUUUGUUUUUUUUUUUGGUUAGAUUGGAAUCCAAAGGUGUGGACUACUCGAGAGCCGUUCAUGUAGAAGAAAUUUAACUGUACAUAUCUUGAUAUUAUUGAAGAAUCACCCGAUCAUGUUUCAAAUAAGACGAAAUGUUGCACAAUACAUUUUUAUGACUUAUGAGUAACUAUAUUUAAAGAAGUUAUUUAACAUUGAGUAUAGAAACGAUAUAGAUAUCUAUAUUUCAAGUAAACAAGUCAUCUUGGUUUUAAAGUGUUUUGAAGUGCUGUUGCAAUACUUGUCAGUGAAUGCCAUACUUUUUUUUUUUUUCUUUUCUUUUAUAAAUUAUGAAAUCUUUGGUGAAAUGAUUAAAAACUGAAACUGUUGUAUUUAUGGUGUACUGGGCAUCAAGGGUUAAAGACCAAAGCACACUCUUCAACUGGUGCCCCUUUAUGUGUAUAUUGCAUCUACAUGGGGUUACCCUGUACAACACUGCAGAAAGACUUUCUGUCACCAAACCAAUCAGACAGGUACUUGAAUGAUCUGUUUUUAAGAGUCAGUUUUGUAGUCUCUUAUAAUAUUGAUUUGACAUGUGGCCUUUACCCAUUUACUAUGAGUUGUCUUAGUUUGAUUUACAGGAAACGGGCCAAAUAUCACUUAAUUACACUUGUACAAGGAACUUGUUACAAACAUGGCAGGAAAAGUAAAUAAACUUGAGAAUGCUGUACUAUGAAUACAUUUUUGAACAAGAACAGCAGGUGACAGAAGAGUCACGACACUGUUCGUUUGGUCAUUGUGAGAUAGUCUGCUGUUUUUUUUGUUUGUUUGUUUUUUUUUGUGUGUGGGUUUUUUUUUUCCUUUUUGUCUUUCAUUUUCAUCAUAAAGCCUGUGCUCUUGAGGCGUCCUGAACACCAGAUGACCAGUCUGUGCCAGGAAGGCCUCUCGAGCGCAACGGCUCCUCAUGGAAGCCUCUGCAGCAAGUUUUUCAUCACAGUGGUCAACUUACCAGAUUAUCAGGAAAUUCAGACUAAAUCCUUUUUGCAAAUAUUUAAAAAAAAAAUAAAAAAUUCUAUAUGCCAAUUUUCAUAAGGAGAUUAGAUUCUCUAAAUUGAUUUAUUUACCUUCUAUGUAAGUGGUUGACCAUUUUGUUGCAGUAAAAAUUGCUGAUAUGCUUUUGUACGAUUCAGAAUUCUUUUUAAACACCGUGACCAAAAAAACAAGUUUUUUUUGUUUGUUUGUUUUGUUUUUCGUUUAAUUCCUUUACCCUGACCAAUAUUACAUUUAAUGUUUGUUUGUGUUGCUAGUUUAUUGCUUACUGCUAACAUAUAUUUUGAUAGAAUAGAACAGUGGUUAAACAGAGGUUAUUUUUAAAUGGGGCCGGGGGGAUGUGUUUUUAUCAGUGUCGCUAGGUCAUGCACUUUUUUUAAUGACAACAAGAAUCCCUGCUGAUUACUGUCAAAUGAAAGAGUAUUUAUAAAAAUCUUUUGUUAAAACCUGUUUGAAGUGUUUUAUUGCUUUUUUUUUCCACCAGCGCACAUGACUGUGAUACAUGGUCAAACUGUGGGGUUUUAUGGCUUUUUGGUCUUCUACAUUGUCUUAGCAGAUGUAAGCUAAAACUUCUGUCUUAAUAGUAAAAGAAUGCAAUUAAAACAUUACUUGUUCAGCCUGGCUGCUUCCAAAAUAAGUGGCAAAUUUUGAUGU
This is a messenger RNA of Ictalurus furcatus (blue catfish), 10289 nucleotides long. Its product is annotated as bromo adjacent homology domain-containing 1 protein. The coding region runs from base 2493 to 4961 and encodes 822 amino acids. Gene Ontology annotation, molecular function: chromatin binding. The record is from RefSeq and is a predicted model, not a curated record. NCBI's taxonomy places the organism in Eukaryota, Metazoa, Chordata, Actinopteri, Siluriformes, Ictaluridae. The transcript has 7 exons.